UAGCCUUUGAAAUUGAACGGCUCAAAAUAACUUCAUGUAGAAAAGUUAUUUCUAUGUCUUUGAAUGAAACAGGGCUGGUGUCAGACAUCGAAGACAAUAAUUUCUAAUUACAGGUCAUACUUCUGCUCGAACGAAAGAGAAUAAAACAUAGUAUCCCAGUGAGAUGUGUGUGUGUCUCCCUUCCGCAGAUGUCAAAUUCAACAACAGUGGCACAGUACAGAUUGCUGUAUUUCAACAUAAAAGGCAAGGCCCAGCUGAUCCGACUGCUGCUACACGACCAAGGCAUUGCAUUUAGCGAUGAGAUCGUUCUCAAGAAAGACUGGCUAGCCAUGAAACCUACGGCAAAUUUGGCAUUUGGCCAGCUACCAGCGUUCUGGGAUGGUGAUUUCCAUUUGGUUCAGACAGGGGCCAUACUGCGUUAUCUGAGUCGCAAACAUGGUACAUAUGGAUCCAGUGACACUGAAGCAUCUGUAAUUGAUAUGGCUUAUGACGGAAUUGAGGAUUUCUACCAACGUUAUAUUCGUAUGGUGUAUGAUGACUUUGAAAACGGCAAAGACAAAUUUUUGGCCAAGACAGCUCCAAGUCUGAUCCUUCCAACUUUACAGAAACUGCUCAUGAAAAACAAGAAUAAUAAAGGUUUUCUUGUCGGAGACAAGAUAUCCUUUGCGGAUUACCACCUGUUUCAGUUCCUGGAUGCCCUGAUGGGGCUCUCUGCCUCCGCUUGUCUGGAGGCAUUUCCAGCCCUGAAAGUCUACUAUGGAUGUAUCAAGGCCCGACCGGGAAUCAAUAAUUUCCUUGCCAGUGACCUAAACAGGAACCGCACUUUCAACUAUGUUGGCCAUUAGUAGAUUGACAACUGGUUAAAGCUUUGGCACGUCAGAUUUGACUUCUUCCUCUUUUACUUUACAUAACAGCAUUCUACUUAGUUUAUGUGGACGACCUUUAUAGGAACGGUCAUUAUCAUAAAAAUAGGGCUGGGAGGUUUAAGGGCCUAAAUUCCUUCAAAGCUUUGUCAUCAUUGCUACAUUGAAAUAAUCAAGAACCCAAAACUGGCAUUGAAAUUCAGUUCAAUGCAAUUUGCUUGCCUGAACACUUUAUUGCUGGAUUAUCUUGGGACCCAUUAAGCUUAUAAUGAUUUGUAUCUAUGUAUAGUAAACAUACACGUUUUGGCAACUUCAAAAAUUAACUUUAAAGAUUCUUUCACUUUACAUGUCUUUUUGGUGAAGGCUCAUAGACGCUUUACUUUUGCUAAAUGGUAUUUUUGUUUCUCAAAGUUUAACUUGUGGUAUUUUCUCUUUGCCUUUUCCAAUACAAAUUUUAUACACGUAUUCCCUUGGAAAAGUAUGUAGGCCUACAUUUCACUUGCAAUAUGUUGUUGGUUUACAGGCUAUUAUGAAUGAAAACUUACGUAGAAGAUUGACUAUAAAAACCAUCGCGCACAUUAAAUGGAUCUUUGCGUUAAUUGCUAAAAUUAUUUUAUCGCAUAAACGAUAAAAAGCCAUUACUCUCUGAAAACGCCCAAGGGCACGCUUUGGCUUUACUUGUUUUGUUGUCAUUUGGGCGCCGCCGUGAAUAAUCACGUGACUGGGCUGUAGCGUUUGGAUGCGCGAGUUGCCUGGAUACGAAGUGUCCUUAUGCAAAUUGAUUAAACUUUAGGCCAAUGAAAAUGCAGUUUUCAGCGUUCCUUUCGCGUUCCUUAUGGCAAAAGAAGCAAGUCUUACUCCUGGACAGCAGGUGCCAGCAGUUGCACCGAAAAAGUUUCACCGAAAAAAACAUUAUACCUUGUUUCUGCAUAAUCUGUAGGCCUACUGCAAUAUUCAUUUCUCGAUGGAUGUACUGCUGUAGCGUACAUAUUGAUACGCCGGACCCCUGAGGUGGCAGAUUUUGACUUAUUCCAUCGCGUUUCGGCCAAACGGACCUAACGCAAGGGGCAUCGCACAUCUGCAGAACUUCUACACGGGAAAGGCCAAUUUUGUUGGCCAUCUGCGGUAGGCCUAGUCUAGGCCUAGUGUGCUUCAUUAGGGCCUAUCGCCGUCGGAUUUACCCACUUCUACAGGCCUUGUUCGUCCUUGCCUUGGCAUCGGGCUGUUGACUUCUUUGUACUUGUAUACAGUUGCGGUGGAUUCUAUACAAGGGGGACUUCCUCCCCAGUGUUGAUCUGCAAGUCUGACUUUGUGAGUUCCAGAUGGAGCAAUCUAUGCGGCGACAUACAUUUUACACUGGACUUCUGCGACCUUUGGCUUAGGUUUUCAUGACAAUAUUAACUGUCUACGGUCGACCGGCCCAGCUAGAACCCCUGCACUCCAGUGUUGCUGCGGCAAGCACGGGCCAAGUCACGAUCGGGUCGGUUAGAUGCAUCUUCUCCCCUGCACGGGCCCAAGCCACGAGGACGGCCUAGUCGUACCAGUGCUCCAGCCGCUUCACGGACAUCCAAACCCGCCACCACCACAGUCGAUCAUAGCGAAAAACCCAGCCAAGGGACGGAGACAGUUCCUGAAUCACCGACGGCCGUUGGGGUUGGUGAGUUUCACCUUCGAUCUCACCCCCAGUAGGCCUACUCCUGGUUUAGCAGAGGCGACUGCUGCUAGGGCAACUCCUGUUAGGCCUAGACCGAGUUGUAGUACUAGCAAUAGUGGUAGUGCUAAUGGCAUCGGCGACAAAUCCAUCAAUACUAACUCUCCUCAAGGUCCAUUGCCCUUUCCGGUCGUUUCUCAACCGCCCUAAGCUAGCGCUAAUACUCGCCCUGCAGUUAGUACGGGUAGCAUUAUUGGCACUAAUAAUUCAGUUGUUUCACCGGGCAUAUGGUUCAACAGCAGGUCGGUUCGUGACGCUGGGUCACAGCUGAAUAUGCAAGAUGAUUUACUUCACCCUUGGCCUCUUUCGUCCUCCUUAGAGAGCUGGGAUCUUGAUAUUGAGAGGCCACCGCCGAUGCCAACUUUUCAUGUCUAUGCACCUGUGGGUUCGCACGUUCCUCUGCACACUUGGGGAAAAAAUUGGAGAAGGCAAUACGUUGAAAUAGCCACUCUAUACAGGGAAAAUUCCACGUCUGCAGUUCGCGACAAAGGCACCACCCUUACCGUGGCGGUUGAGGAAGGAAAAAUGCCUUUCACACACUCUUAUCACUUUUUGUGUGUGUUCAGCACCUAAACCGCACUUCGGAGUUGCUAAAAUGUGCAGACACAGUUCGGAUCGCAGCGCAACAGUUUCCAUUUGGCUGCCAUUUCGCCUUCGCCAAGAGGCCUUUCCAAAUCGAUCAUGGGAGGAAAAAGAUAUGGAGCUAUGUCUGGCGGACACUGCUGCCACUGGCAUUUCACCUGCAGCUUUCUCAGGGCAUGUGUCAAAGGCGGCGACGGGAAAUCAAAUCUACUUGGUAUUCAACGGAUCAACGGGCUGUCGAUGGCACCCAUGCAAAUUCCUGCAUCGUUGUAGCCGCUGUUCGAAAUUCAGCCAUGUUGCCCUGUUUUGCCGGUUUGGCUCUUCUUUUGCUCGUUCGCCACAAGUGGAUUAGACGCGGUCAAAGACGGGGUUUCCCCACAGUCAGCGACACCGCUUUGAAUGGUCGUUUGCAAGGUGGCCACUGGGCUAACACUAGCGCUGCAAACACCUCCACACAGAUUAGGCCCACUUCAUACGCUGGGUCCAGGACAUCUGUCAAGGCAAUGAAUAUCAGCUUUCGCACUCCCAACGCUAAAGCAGCCGUACUUCUUGAGACAAGUUUGACACAUGGGUUUCAAUUAGGUUUCAAGGGCCACGCCUUUCUCGGGAUUCGCAUUGUUAAGUUUCAGUAUAUCCGAAAGGCCAGACAUCACGCUCAAUAAGUUACAAAAAGAAAUUGGCAUAGGGCGGAUAGCCGGCCCAUUCGCGAACCAGCCUUUUUCUCAUCUUCAAUGUUCCCCUAUGGGUCUUGUCCCGAAUGAGUUUUGUCUUAUACACCACUUAUCCUUCCCACUCGGAAAGUUCAUCAAUGAUUUUAUUAGCCCAGACAAUUGUUCAGUAAACUAUGCCUCGUUUGAUUCGGCAGCAGAUUUAAUUAUGACGUUAGGUCCAGGGGCAUGGCUCGCCAAGUCGGACAUUAAGUCCGCGUUUCGCCUCCUUCCUGUUUCACAAUUGGAUUAUGAAUUGCUCGGCUUUCAAUUUCAGGGUCAAUUUUAUUUUUACAAGUGUUUGCCAAUGGGCUGCUCCAGUUCAUGUUGACCUUCAGCACCUUCAUAGAAUUUCAGGCAAAAAACACGUUGCGCGUGCAGCAGGUGUAACCCAUUACCUUGACGACUUCUUGUUUAUCGGUCGUACCCGCAAUGAAUGCGCCAAUUUUUCUGCUAACAUUUCGUGGCGUGUGCUCGGCAUUGGGUGUCUUAAUUGCGGAGGAAAAAACUGUGAAUUCAACACAAGUCAUUACUUACCUGGGUCUGGAGAUAGACAAAUACGGGUACCAAACGAAAAAGUCACUUCGCUUGCAUUUAGUCGACGCCCUUGGCUGAACUAAGCUCACGCUGCAACAACUGCAGUCAUUGCUUGGGUCACUUAAUUUUGCGUGUAAAGCCCUAACCCUGGGAAGAACAUUUAUGCGGCGCUUUAUGGUAGCCCUUACUUCAGGGUUACGCAAGCCUAUUCGCAGAGUGCGAGUAUCAAUAGGUCCAAAACUUGAUCUACUUAUGUGGCUAGAAUUUUUCGAGCACUUUAAUGGCGUUUCACCUUUUUGUCACCUUAACUGCAACACCAAUGACAGUAUCGAAUUGUAUACCGAUGCUGCAGGUUCAAUCAUCCAAGUCAUAAAGUGACAUUUUACUCCAGGGCCUGUUCACAUGUGACAAGCGUGUCAAGUGUCAUGGUCAAGCACCAUGACUUUUGCACAUACGCUAAGGGUACAAUGCCUUGGUCAGUAUUAUUGGUAAGCAUGCCACUUUUACUUUCUUUACAUGUUUUAGAAUUUUAAGAAUUGCAUUGCUUGAACUGUUAUCAUUGAAUAUGUUCUGAUCAAUUGUGA
Molecule: messenger RNA, 4984 nt
Organism: Acanthaster planci (crown-of-thorns starfish)
Lineage: Eukaryota; Metazoa; Echinodermata; Asteroidea; Valvatida; Acanthasteridae
Product: glutathione S-transferase-like
Biological process (GO): glutathione metabolic process
Cellular component (GO): cytosol
Molecular function (GO): glutathione transferase activity
Source: RefSeq, a predicted model, not a curated record